AUGCAGCAGGGCAGCGUGGGCGGCUGUGACGAGGACACGACCGUGCCCACUGCGCGUGGCAAAUCGCCGAAAAGCAUCGAGGCUUCGAAGGCCGAGUUCGCGAACGAAAGGAACGCCCGCGAAUCGAACAGUCGUGUACGUGUGAAAGUCGAGGUUCCAGAAUCGACGGAGGUUUUCGAGGUGAAGCGUGAACCGCAGGAUGAGUACCAUCCCCUGCAACCGGACUAUCAGUACGACAGAAAGACGAUGGUUCCUCCGAAGAUCGACGGCAAUCCUGAGAUGCCUGGUCAGUGUCAAGCCCAGCAUCAAGGAUACCGUCCAAUGACAAGCGGCCUCCCGAAUUCCUAUGGAUUCCCGCACUUCUACGGAUCAUCAGCGAUGCUGCCACCACCGUUUCCUAGCGUGAGACCGUCUCCUGAUAGAUCGAUGGGCAAAAUAGAGGAGCACGAGCACGAACAGGAACGAUUGAGAGUGUCCAGUGUCCAUGGUGAUGGUUCUUUCCUUCAUCACGAGCAUCAUCGGUUCGAGAUCGGUGAUUACCAUCAUGGAAAACCACCUGGAUACACUGGACUGCCUUAUCCUUCGUUUCGACCGUCUAUGCAGCAACGCCCGGCCUAUAUGGGACAUCAAAACAACAGUUACAGGGCCGCUCAGUAUCAGAACAGGCAACGAAAAUGGAGCAGCGCUGCACUUCGUGGAUUUCAUCCAGCGAUGCCGUGGCCGACGUGGUUCUUCCGACCGGAAAUCCCCCUUGGCGCACCGCUGCCUACCACUCACGUGUCGAACGCCAGCACUGUCCCAACAUCGUCUCCUUUAUCAUCCAGGACACACUCGGAGUUGCCCAAGGCUCCGGACUUCAUCGAUGGCAGCAAGAUACACGGGCAAACUCCAACGAUAUGCACGUCUAUCAGAUGUACCAUCAACGGAUGUACUUGCGACUCCUUCACCCCGGGAAAACGUCACAUCCGGUACUGCGACAAAUGCCACCACGGCUGGGUACCCCACGAUAGUUUCUAA
Molecule: messenger RNA, 1017 nt
Organism: Dufourea novaeangliae
Lineage: Eukaryota; Metazoa; Arthropoda; Insecta; Hymenoptera; Halictidae
Exons: 4
Coding region: 1-1017 (338 amino acids)
Source: RefSeq, a predicted model, not a curated record